GGUGCGACGGCCAACAGCGAACAGCCUGGUCUUCCAUUGCUUCAACAAAAGGGAUUCCUUGUCCUCAAGGAGCAAGCCGCCCAACACAACGACCACCAUUGUGUCGGCCUCUUCCGUACGGCCCCGAAAAAAUUCGAAGAGAUACAGAGGACGAUGCAUAGUUUCUAGAUACCAAAAACACUAUUUUUCAACACCCAUCGACCAGCCCAUUUCGACCCGCGCAUGGUGUCAAGCUUCUGAACUGAACGAACCCCUGCGCCGGACAUCACCAUGUUCCAGCGACUCAAAGCCUCGAUCGACCGCACGAUCGCCGAAGAGCAAGCUCGCCAAAAGCCCGACCAGCCCCUGGUCCAGCGCACCCCCUCCACCUCCCGCGGCGGCGGCUCCACGUCGAAGCAGCGCAACCGGUCUCAGAAGCCCGUCCCCGACCUGCCCGCUGACGCCCCCGCGAACCCAGACCCGGCCGUCUUCGAAGCCGCUUUUAUCCUCGACGACGGCGAGGAGGCCAGCCGCGCAUCGACGCCCAAACCGCCCGGCAUGACGGCCGACGAAAAGACAGAAGGCGUCGAAGAGCUCGGUGCCGCGCAGCAGCAGUCCAACGGGGACAAGGAGAAUGACAGGUCUGAUGGCGCGGGCCAGGCCGAUGCGCCGCAUGAGCUGAGCCCGGAGAUCCGUAGCAAGCUGCGCAAACUGGAGAAGCUCGAGAAGACCUAUCCUGAGCUUCUGCGGUCGUACAGAAUCGCCCACAGCCGCGCCACUUCGAUCGAACCUUUCGAGCGAGCUCUGAAGGAACAUACGAGCGUCACGUCGAUUAAGGAGCCUGAAGCUCUUGUUGAAUACCUCGACUCCCUGAAGCAGAAGGAGCAGCUCAUCAUGGAAGAGUACAAAAAGGUCUCGAUUGAGAAGGACGAGAUGAAGAAGAAACAUCAGGCGACCGAGAGGGAGCUGGCCGAGCUGAAAGACGAGGUCGCCACUCUCAAGGCCAACAGUCACGCCACAGACGGCCCAGUCAAACCCGAGACUGAAAGCAAGGAGCCCGACGCCGCAUCCGACCCGACGAGCAAUCCAUCGUCAGUCAAGUCCCCCGUGCAGUCCGUCCUCGGCAUCUUCUCCCCCAAGCAGAAGCCCCAGGCUCUCGAAGAUGACAAGCCCGCCGCAACUGAUGGGGGAGACUUCUUUUCCUACGACGACGAGGUUCCUCAGAUGCAAGCCGACGUCAACGCCAAGACCGAAGAGAUCGAGAGGCUCAAUGCUGAGGUGGCCUUGCUGAAGCAGGAGCUCGCUGUUGCCAAGGAGUCCAGCUCGGAGCUCGUUCAAAACCUCGAAAAGUCCACCCGUGAAGCCGGCGAGCUCCGCGACUCAGCCGCUAGAGACCAAGACCAGCCUGUCGAAGAGCUUGACUCACUGCGUGCAUCCUCCAAGGAGUCACAGACAAAGCACCGAAGCUAUCAAACGUGCCGACAAGGAGCAUGCCGAGCUGAAAAGCUUGCCAAGGCCGCACAAGUAACCGCGAAAGCGCCGGCCCCUGCUACGCCUGCUGCUCCUGCCGCUCCAACAGCCGUGCCGGCUGCCGCGCCUACGACCGCCUCCGCAGCGUCAAAGAAGAAGAACAAGAAGAAGAAGAAGGGUGGUGCAGCAGCAGGCUCGGCAGUAGUCGAAUCUACGAGCGAGCCUGUCACCGAAACCACAGAAACCACUGCAGCUGUCCCGGCUGCGGCCGAGGACCCAAGCACCAGUUCUGCCGAGUUGGAGGCGGAGAUUGCACGUCUCAAGGACGAGGUCACGCAGCGUGACGCACAGAUCGAGCGUCUCUCGAAGCAGCGCAAGACGGAGGAGGAUCUCACCGAAGAGAUUGAGACGCUCCGAGACGAGUUAACUGACAUCGGACAAGGUCACGUCGAGUCUAAGCAGAGGAUCAAGGAGCUCGAGGAGGAGAAGGCCACACUCCAGGCCAGAAUCGAGGAGCUCGAAAGGGAGAUUGGAUCAGCGACGCACGAUGCCGAGGCCCAGGUCAAGCUGCAGAGCGAGUUUGAUGGUCUGCGCAAGGAGUACGACGACCUCAAGAUCAAAUCAACAACUCUGCAGUCAGAUCUGAGCGCCGCGGAGCAGCUUGCACAGACCCGCUACAAAGACCUGACAGACCUGCGUGAGGUGUUGCAAAAGGCUCAGCCGGAGAUGAAGGCUCUUCGACAGGACUCGGCUGCUCUCAAGACGACCAAGGAAGAGCUGGCGACUAAGAUAAGCGAGCUCCGCAACGUUGAGAAGCGAGAGAAGGAUGCCAAGACCGAACUGGCCAAGGCACAGCGGUUGACAACAGAGCGUGAAUCAGACAUCAAGUCACUGCGGGAGAAGCUCAAUGCAGAAUCAAACAGUCGAGUUCGUCUCGAGGAUGCACAGCGUGUGGCCGGGCGAGACCUACGUCGAUCUGAGGCCGAGAAGGUAGAGAUCAGUGCCCGAGAGGAAAAAGCGACUCGCGAGCUACAGGAAAUAAAGGCCGAGGCCAACAAGUUGAGGCCGCUUGUGAAGGAGCUUGAGGAAGAGGUCGAGAAGCUGCAGUCAGAGAAGAAGUCGCUACAGAAUGAAGCAGCCCUCAAGACACAGCAAUACACCAACGCACAGAGCCUCCUGGGCAGCAUGCGCGACCAGACGGCCGAGUUAUCGACCCAGCUCAAGGAGUCACGGUCGCAGUCGGAAGCGUUGGAGGAAGAGCUAGCCGAGAUUCAGAAGCACCUAUCCGAACGCUCUCGCGAAGCGGAGCGCAUGCGCGGCAUGCUGGCCGACGUGGACGGGCGCGCAGACAGCAAAGUGCGCGAGAUGCGAUCGCGCAUGGAGGCGGCCAUUGAAGAGCGGGACAGGAUCGAAGACGAGUCGAGCACACUGGCGCGUCGUAAGUCACGCGAGACGGAGGAGCAAAAGCAGAAGAUCCGCGAACUAGAGCGCGAGGUCAAGAGUCUGGCCAUCGAAAAGGACGAACUGGAAACGAGGGAACGCGACUGGAGGCGACGACGCGAAGAGCUUGAAGGCGUCGAGGAGAAGACUGAGGCAGAGCUCACAGAGAUGCGGUCGGCCGUUUCAGAUCUACAAUCAGCUCUAGACGCAUCAGAGCAGCAGGUGCGGGAAGCGGAGAAGCAGAAGACGGACCUCCGAAGGCUGUUGGAGGAGUCAAGGCAGCGUUUCGAAAAGGUGUCCAAGGACCUCAAGACGGCACAGACUAAACUCGGGUCCAGUCUCAGCUCGGAGCGCAGCUCGAUGGAUUCGUCACGGUCAGGGACCAAUGGAGCUGUGGGGCCUGGCGGCGCCGACAACAUGUACCUGAAGACGAUUCUGCUGCAGUUUUUGGAGCAAAAGGACAACAGGUUGCGAGAACAGCUGGUGCCGGUCCUGGGGAGGAUUCUGCAAUUCAACAAGACGGACGAAAAGAAGUGGCGCGAUGCUAUUCAGCACAUCAACGUGCGGUGA
Verticillium alfalfae VaMs.102 is the source of this 3459-nucleotide messenger RNA. Its product is annotated as viral A-type inclusion protein repeat protein. The coding region runs from base 271 to 3459 and encodes 1062 amino acids. Lineage: Eukaryota; Fungi; Ascomycota; Sordariomycetes; Glomerellales; Plectosphaerellaceae. The transcript has 6 exons. The record is from RefSeq and is a predicted model, not a curated record. Gene Ontology annotation, cellular component: Golgi apparatus.